UCUCAGUCUCGGAGGUCGGUGGCGCCGCGCAGGUGAACAAUGUCUGAGCUGAGGGUGGUUCUGCUGGGGAACAGCUGGUCUGAGAGGAGUUCUGUCGCCAACUUCAUCCUGGGAGAAACCCAGUUCAACGCCGAGGAUGAGCCAGAUCGGUGUGUGAGAGUCAGAGGACAGUCGGAGGACAGAGAACUAGUUCUCAUCAACACUCCAGACCUGCUGGGUCUCCACAUCUCUCAACACAAGCUUACAGAGGUUAUAGAAGACUGUGUGAGGCUCUCUGCUCCUGGACCUCAUGUGUUCCUGCUGGUUCUGGAUGCUGAAGGUUUCACGGAGGAGCACAAGGGGAAGCUCUGCAGGGUCCUGCAGCUCUUCAGUGAUCUCAGAGAUCAGUCAUUUGAUCAUUCACUGGUUCUGGUGUCCACACCUGGAGCACAGAGCUCCGGUUUCAUGGAAAAGUGUCUGGAGAGGGUUCACCUGAGAGAGAUCAUCAGAUGCCGACACAUGUGGAAGAACAAUCUCCAACGCUCAGAACUGUUGACUAUGUUGACUCAAACCAUCCAGGACCACACCGGAGAACAUCUGAGCUGUGAUGUCUUCAAGGAAAAGGAUGGCAGUUUGACCAUGAAACCCAAGUCUGAACACAGAGGACCCUCUUUAAACCUGGUUCUGUGUGGGAAGAGAGGAGCAGGGAAAACCUCGGCAGCCAAGGCCAUUUUAGGUUGGAGAGACCUUCGUUCAGUGUCCAACUCACCAGUGUGUGUCCAGAAUCAAGGGGAGGUGUGUGGACGUCGGGUUUCCCUGGUGGAGCUGCCUGCCUUGGGUGGAAAACCUCCAGAGGAAGUGAUGGAGGAAUCAUUCAAGUGUGUCUCCCUCUGUGAACCUGAGGGCGUCCACGCCUUCGUCCUGGUCCUACCUGUGGCUCCACUCACCGAUGAGGACAAGAGGGAGCUGCAGACCAUCCAGAACACGUUCAGCUCUCUAGUCAAUGACUUCACCAUGAUUCUGCUCACCGUGGACUCAGAUCCUACCCAUCCAGAUGUUGUUAACUUUGUGGCGGACAAUCCGGACAUCUGGGAGCUCCGUCAGGGCUGUGGGGGGAGGGUCAUGGUCCUCAACAUCAAGGACAAGCAGCAGUUCCCACAGCUGCUGGAUGCCGUGGGUCGCAUCAGAUCUGAAGAGCCCAGAUGUUUUACCAAGGACAUGUUCACCAAGGUUCUCAUGAAGAGGGUUGUAGAGCAAGAAAAGUUCCAAAGUGAAGUGAACACCCUGAAACCUGUUGUCUCGGUUGGUUAACGUUUCAUCCUGACGAUUACAGCGUCUG
Messenger RNA from Cololabis saira (Pacific saury), 1318 nucleotides. RefSeq names its product GTPase IMAP family member 8-like. Lineage: Eukaryota; Metazoa; Chordata; Actinopteri; Beloniformes; Belonidae. The coding region runs from base 40 to 1290 and encodes 416 amino acids. The transcript is spliced from 2 exons. The record is from RefSeq and is a predicted model, not a curated record. Gene Ontology annotation, molecular function: GTP binding.